This is a messenger RNA of Aplysia californica (California sea hare), 419 nucleotides long. RefSeq lists its product as uncharacterized. NCBI's taxonomy places the organism in Eukaryota, Metazoa, Mollusca, Gastropoda, Aplysiida, Aplysiidae. The record is from RefSeq and is a predicted model, not a curated record.
AUGUACCGGAAGCUGGAGGAGGGAGGUACUGAGCAACAACUUCCGAAUCACGGAAUAACGGUCGUUGAUGACUUCCUGCCGUAUGAACCUCAGCCAGAGGAUGUUAGGUGUCUCCCGGAGACGUCGUACGGCGAGUACGGCUGGAAGGUCGGGAACAGCCCCGUGAUGCCCACCUACCGCUGGACCAGGUCAGCCGGCUUGUCUUUCAUGCACAAACAGCUGGGCUGGCCGGAGGACCAUCAGUGGUGAACCCGCUGACCAGUGUCCACUCAUGUCCAGCACAACAAAACAACAAGUGCUAGAAAGUUUUGUUUUUUUAAUCAUUACUGCUCUUGUAUCUUACUGAUACGAUGUACUGAAUGAACGUGUUGUGAUAAGGCUACGUUGUAAUGAAUAAAAACAAUGUGUAUUUGCUACUC